CGAGAAGACUUUCAACCAGGAAACCAUCUCUACAAAUCUGCCUGGUGUUAUGUUAAUCUCCUCAAGCCCAGCAUCGAUACUCAUUCGGUGUUUUGAUUCAAAACUUCGAUGUAAGAUCAAUUACGUGCUAGUCAAGGAUGGAUCAUGCAAAAAACUCAAACCAAGGCAACUUGAAUAUGUCUGUCGAAACAGCUACAGCGUUUUUGCCGCAAAAGUGUUGUCACCCAGAGUACCAACCUCCUCUGACUGGAUAAGAACGUUUUUACAAAGCUGCAGCUCUGUCAACAAUGCCAACCAAUGUAGAAUUUUUCAUUUAGUGCGCGAUCCGCGAGCUGUGGCUUAUUCUUUAAAGACUGUGCACUUUUUUAGGAGGAAAAAAGACCAACAACGUGAAUUUUCGUGGUUUGUGAAGAAAAUGUGUCGUCAAAUGGAGUUAGACCUCAGCGGUAUUUCGACCCUUAAAACUUUAUUACCCAAUGGAUACCGGUUGAUUCGGUUCGAAGACCUCGCUGGGAAUCCCUUUUCAAUGGUGAGCGAGCUUUACAAGUUUGUCGGCAUGGAAAUGUCGGAUGAAGUCAAACAAUGGCUGUACGAGGCGACAAAAGCUGGCAAUGCCCACAAAGGAGCCUACGAAACCAUUCGCGACCCAAAGGAAGUUCUUGAGAAAUGGAGAAAGAAAAUGAGUCCUGCACAAGUGAAAAUUGUUGAGGACCAUUGUGCAAGAGUCAUAAUACAACUGAAUUAUUCACUGACUUAGAAGUGUAUAUAUGUCCUUAGCCAGCUGUGAUAUUUACUGGCACGACGCAGACACCCAGAGCUGUACCGAAGGGCGCCCCGUCUGAUUCAACACGGGGAAUGGUGUUGUCUAACGGCUCUUGAAGACUCCUACGGCUAUUUGUAACAUUUGAG
Molecule: messenger RNA, 909 nt
Organism: Pocillopora damicornis (cauliflower coral)
Lineage: Eukaryota; Metazoa; Cnidaria; Anthozoa; Scleractinia; Pocilloporidae
Product: carbohydrate sulfotransferase 1
Biological process (GO): N-acetylglucosamine metabolic process; sulfur compound metabolic process
Molecular function (GO): N-acetylglucosamine 6-O-sulfotransferase activity
Source: RefSeq, a predicted model, not a curated record